AUGACGAUUCGUUCAGCCGUCGUGCGAGAUUAUACAGGUGCUCAUCCGGAGUUUUCGGAUGUCUCCUCACCUGAGUAUAUUCGAACUUUGUGCCACCGCCAUGUACCGCAGUGGGACUCGCUGCCACCCACCAUGUUCGAGACGCGUGUUCAAAAACUCACCGAAGGGCUCACGAAUCAGCUAUUUCGCGUCUCGCUCGUGCGCGUUCAACUCCCUGGAGGAGUUCUUCCCGCACAAGACCAUGAAGGAGGACAAGGAGCUGAUGACGGUGGACGACGUGAAGAGUGCGCUCUGCGAGAGAAAAAGACAAUUUUUGAAGGGGGAGUGAGAGAAGAAGAUGGACAUCAAGAUUACUGCGGAGAACAAAUGUUCGAGUUGAGUACGCGUGCCGGCGGUGUUUCAUCUAACCUAGUAGAGGACAAGCGGGGCAAAAGUGGUUCAUCUUCUCCAUCCUGUACAACGACAGCAGAUGCAACGUCGGAAAAUAUGACGCCAACUUCGUCUACAUCAGGAGACGGCACCGAUAAUCAAAUCGCAACUGCGAACGCAACAACAGGGAGGAUCGUGCGUCACCAAGAAGACAGCACAUCAAACUCAACAACUACAACUCGUACCAAAAGCAAUAUUGGUGGAGGAUCGAAACCUUCGUCCCACUCGUCCCGCGUUCAGCUUAUCCCGAGUACCCCUGGAGCUGGAACGUUUGCCCUGACAAAUCGUAGUAGUCGUGCAGUUCUCGAUACAGCGGCAAGUCGCGAGUCAGCCGGUGGCGCUCCGUCGUCCUCUUUCAGCGGAAUCAAAUCCUUCCCUGCCCCGACUUGCAGUGACAUAACCUCUGCGCCGUCGCCCCGCCCUCCAGAGCAGCGGUUGCUGAUGCAGACCCUGCGCGGCGCCCCGGAUGCCAAGGACCUCAUCAUGGACCCGAUGAUCACGGUCGUCCUCUUUCGGAUCUAUGGGGAGGACAUUACAAACUUCUACGAUUCAGAGGUGGAAGUGAUGACUUUCGAAACGCUUUCGCGGCUCCGCAUCGCUCCAGCGAUGUACGCCAAAGGCAACGGCUGGAGGAUAGAAGAGUGGCACUUCGCAAAACCCGUGCCUAACGCGAUCCUCGACAAUCCGAGCAUCUACUGUCAGGUAUAGUGAAUUUUAUUUUCUUCUAUGUACUCUUGACAAGUUCAAGUUCUUUCAUGACAAUCUAUCUAUGAUAUGCGUUCUUAAUCUUGCUUUUCUUUGCUCGCGUUCUACUCCAAGUAUCUAGAAAGCACUCUGGCAUUCGCAUUUCUUGUUAACAGUCAAUAAUUCCAGAAGGACCAGCACACGAGUGCACAGAUUCUCCUUUCUACGAUGCGUGUCUGUUCAGUCGUAUGAUGGGAGGUGCAGAAGCAAAAAAUUUUAUAUUUAAUUAAUACAUUACAACAUACUUUCGGUUUCGAGGAUUGAUAUUUUUUCGUUGUUAUCACUAGGUGUUAGAUGAACAAAUGAACAGCUUUGUAUUUCAACUCAAACUGAUGUACACAAUCUUCAGAUUGCAUCACAUUUGGGUCGAUUCCAUAAGCUGGGACGACUUCCUGACUUCGAGUUUUUACGUCGGACCUACCGAAAACCUUCCGUUUUGCAGUGGCUUGAUUCGUGGGUAUCCAAGGCUCUCAAGGGCGACGCAGAACGCGAAACGCCUUUUUUCUGCGGCGACUUGCUGCCUCUGCGGGACGAAAUGAGCGACUGCGUCCAAUUUCUGAAGGAAUUAUUGCAGGAAAGGCUUUUAGUUUUAGCUCAGCAAGUCCAGGCGAAAUACAACAAUACAGACAGUGCACUCUUGAGCUGCGGGACCGAGGACGCGGUGAGUGGCGCAUCCUCGAUGCUCCUGCAACCGCCAGACGAAGUGGAAAUACAGCCAGGUUUCCACAUCGUCUUCUGUCACAACGACUGUCAAGAAAACAAUGUGAUGCAAACACAGUACGGCCUACGACUCAUCGACUUCGAAUACUCCGCUUUCAAUUUUCAAGGGUACUUUUACUUACAACUACAACUUCAACUUGAUGGAUAAUUAUUUUCAAUCAUAAUCGAAGAUGUGAUCGUCUUCGUCGAAUAGCAUUAAUUUGUUCACACUACUUUCGUGUACAAUCCGCAUCUAAUAAAAGCCAUAAUCUGCAUUCUUUUGGCUAGGAGUAGUGCAUUGAAGUCGAAGUCCGCGAAUCGUUAAUACAAGAACUUGAAUGAUGAGUACUAUCAUGUCCUUGAUCGAUCCGUAGCCGUCGUUGAGAAAACAAAAUACAGUUGUUUGUACAAGGAAGUGCACAAACACUGAUUCCACGACAGGCACGAUAUUGCGAACUUCUUUAACGAGUGGAUAAUCGAUUAUAUCGUCGACGACCCUCCAUUUUUCUCUGCUGAUUAUGCUCGUGGCGCUUCCGAGCGAGAUCGAUUCUUGUUCGCGAAAAUCUACUUGAGCGAGUUUUACGAACAGUGCAUGAACGAUGACGAUGCGCGAAUACAGCGACUGCUCGACGCAUUGCCAGUCUUCGAGUGCGGGUCGCACUUACUCUGGGGCUACUGGAGCUUGUUACGAGCACCACAAACGCAAGCAUUCGAUGAGUUCGACUUCCUGGAACACGCCAAGUGGAGGUUUGAAACAGCAAGAAAUAUCUAUUACCAGCUUCUCCAAGAAACCAGUAAACCCUUGCCAUGA
This is a messenger RNA of Amoebophrya sp. A25, 2683 nucleotides long. The record is from the annotation of a GenBank genome assembly. NCBI's taxonomy places the organism in Eukaryota, Dinophyceae, Syndiniales, Amoebophryaceae.